Molecule: messenger RNA, 2091 nt
Organism: Oncorhynchus masou masou (cherry salmon)
Lineage: Eukaryota; Metazoa; Chordata; Actinopteri; Salmoniformes; Salmonidae
Gene: itfg2
Product: integrin alpha FG-GAP repeat containing 2
Exons: 11
Coding region: 367-1653 (428 amino acids)
Biological process (GO): regulation of TOR signaling
Cellular component (GO): KICSTOR complex
Molecular function (GO): protein binding
Source: RefSeq, a predicted model, not a curated record
UAUCAGCAGCUAGACAAUUAUUCAGUGAUCUUUCCUUGUGUCCAUGUUUUCGGACAUAGCAAUCCUUGAAAAAAUGUGUGUAGUCUCAAUGCUCACGGCGUUUGUGUAUCCACCUCCUAGGGCCAGUUAUACAUACUGUAGCCUACCAAUGACAUGUAUCAACUCGGUUUUUUUGCCAUUUAUUUCCCCCACCUACGUGGCAACAUAAAUACUUUUUCAGAAGUCAUAUACUGCUCUGCCCACUCUCCACUUGCCCAUUCAUUGUCCAGCUGUGCCUUUCUAGCCCCUGUACUGUAAAUAGCAACUCCUGCUUUAGAGGGUCUCUGACUCAUUCCCUCCAGUCACGAUAAGAGGGUCAAGAGUGAAAUGCUGAAUGAACUUAUUGUGGGUGACACCAGUGGAAAGCUGCAUGUUUACAAGAAUGAUGACGCCAAGCCUUGGAUCACUAGAACAUGUGUGGGCAUGCUCACCUGUGUUGGUGUUGGAGACAUCUGCAACAAAGGAAGGAACUUUGUAGUUGCUGUGGGUGCAGAGGGAUGGUUUCACCUGUUUGACCUGUCUGCAGUGGCAGGAGCCAAGUCAGAUUCAUCCAGCCAGCAGGAGGCGCUGUUCUCUGAUGACCAGAAACCCUGCUUCUCUCAGCACAUUCCUGCCAACACCAAAGUCAUCCUUAUUAGUGACAUAGAUGGGGAUGGGCGCAGUGAGCUUGUAGUGGGAUACACAGACCGUGUGGUGAGAGCGUUCCGCUGGGAGGAGCCUACCGAUUCUUCAGACCUGAGCUCUGGACAGCUGGUCCUGCUGAAGAAGUGGCUUCUGGAGGGACAGGUGGACAGCCUGUCAGUAAACCCAGACCUAGAGGGACUUCCUGAACUGAUGGUGUCCCAGCCUGGUUGUGGCUUUGCCAUCCUGCUCUGCACAUGGACACAACAGGGCUCCUCUGAGGCGGGGCCUGGGGAGGAGGCUCCACCCACUCCUGGCAGCGAGGGUCCCUCCAGAGACGUCAUUCUGCAUCUGACCACUGGUCGGAUCCACAACAAGAACGUUUCCACCCAUCUCAUCGGGAGCAUAAGCAGAGGCUCCAAAGGCGGCGACUCUAAAUGUGGCCUGUUUGCCCUCUGUACUCUAGAUGGCACCCUGAAACUGAUGGACAGUUCAGAGCAGUUGAAAUGGUCAGUGCAGGUGGAUCACCAGCUCUUUUCUCUGCAGAAGCUGGACGUCACAGGCGACGGCAGAGAGGAGGUGGUGGCGUGUGCCUGGGAUGGUCAGACCUACAUCAUCGACCACAACCGCAUGGUGGUGCGCUUCCAGUUUGACGAGAACGUCAAUGCUUUCUGUGCAGGUCAGUACACCUGUAAGGAUGGCAAGAACAGCCCCUGUCUGGUGUACGUCAGCUUCAACCACAAGAUCUAUGUGUACUGGAGGGUGGAGCUGGAGCGCAUGGAGCCCACCCAUCUCCUUAGGGUCCUGGAGGAGAGGCCAGAGUUCAAGGCCCGGCUGGAGCAACUGGGAGUGGGGGCCAGCUAUAUGAAGGGUCCAUCCGUAAUGCAUGGCAUCCUGCUUCUACAUGAUGAUGUCACACUUUUUCUGCAUCACCUUCCCAAAGCAACCAUGGUCAUGCAUUCUAAACUCCCCAGUUUAAGUGAAUGCCGGUAGAAGAGGUCCUCAAAGCAGCAGGGAGCUCCUCCACUGGCUGAGCUGUCAUUUAUGAUUCAUCUAAAGCAGUGCUCUCAUCUGCAUUUCAAAACCCACUCUGACCCAACCCCACUAAAGACAGUUUAAUACAGAGCAGUCCCAGCUCCCUCAGAGGGACUCGAACUUGCAACCUUUCAAUCAGAAGGCGCUCAUGCCGCCAGAGGACAGACAGGUCAUAUGAUCAUUGUCUGGUCAAGGGUCAUAGCCACCAUUUGUGUCCCUGACAGACGCCGAGGACAGGGAGGCCGUGAGAGAGCUGGUGGGAGACGCACUCUAUGGACACACGCUGAAGAAGCAGGCCGGAUGACCUUAACACGACCCUCACCUCUCCUCCUCUACCCCCCCGUCUUUCUCCUCGUUUAUGUAAAUACUCUGAAUAAAGGCUGAAUCACACACUGA